Leptonychotes weddellii (Weddell seal) is the source of this 4963-nucleotide messenger RNA. RefSeq names its product zinc finger protein 280D (gene ZNF280D). Gene Ontology annotation, molecular function: DNA-binding transcription factor activity, RNA polymerase II-specific; RNA polymerase II cis-regulatory region sequence-specific DNA binding. Gene Ontology annotation, biological process: regulation of DNA-templated transcription. Lineage: Eukaryota; Metazoa; Chordata; Mammalia; Carnivora; Phocidae. The record is from RefSeq and is a predicted model, not a curated record.
UUUGAAACAAAUAUGGGAAAAUUAGCCAAUUAUUAAAAGAAACCGACUCUGCUUCUCCUCUGGCUUAUGUCUUCGCCCCUCACAGGCACAGCAUUUCUUUGUAAUGGCGCCUCUCUUCCUGGACCUUCUUACUUUCCAAGCGUGCGGAGCACUGGCUGUUACACACAGGGAGGACCCGGAACUCACGUUCCCACGCCUUCGGCUGAGGUGCAGCCCCGACCUCGGGCUCGCCGCCCCGGGCGGGCCCGCAAGCAGGUGGCCACCCACAGCCUCGCCAGGCCCGGGCCCUGGCCAGCAGCCUGCGCGUGGCGGGGCGCCGCGGCCUUCGAAGGCCUGUGACGCGACGCACAUGCCCGCGCCCGCCUCCCGCGUCGGCGAGAAGAAAGGGAGCCCGGACGCGCGGAGGCUGACCCGGAGCCUACCCAUGAGGCAGCGCGCCGGCUCCACGAGAACCCCCCCCCCCUUCCCACGGCUCAGCUGCUGCUCCGCAAUGGGAGCCGCCGCCGUCGCCGCUGUGUAGUUUUUCGUGCUCCUCCUUUUCCUCCUCCUCUUUCUCCUCCUCCUCAGGGCCCCAGUCAGGCCGAUCCGCUCCGCUCACGGAAGGAAAACUGAGAUAUAAAUUGCUCUUUUGUCUGGAGUCACAUGUACUUAGGUGACAAUUUACAGAAAGUCAACUCUGCAACUUGAUGGGCGACAACCCUUUUCAGCCAAAAAAUAAUUCAAAAAUGGCAGAACUCUUUAUGGAAUGUGAAGAAGAAGAGUUAGAACCAUGGCAGAAGAAAGUAAAAGAGGUUGAGGAUGAUGAUGAUGAUGAGCCAAUCUUUGUUGGAGAGAUAACAAGUUCAAAACCAGCAAUUUCAAAUAUUUUGAAUAGAGUAAACCCCAGCUCAUAUUCAAGGGGAAUAAAGAAUGGUGCACUCAGUCGAGGUAUUACUGCUGCAUUCAAGCCUACAAGUCAACACUACACGAACCCAACAUCAAAUCCAGUGGCUGCCUCGCCAGUAAAUUUUCAUCCUGAAUCUAGAUCUUCAGAUAGUUCUAUUAUUGUUCAGCCUUUGUCUAAACCUGGUUAUAUAACGAACUCAUCACGAGUUGUGUCUAAUAAUUCUUCAGAGUUACUGUUUGACUUGACCCAGGAUACAGGAUCAUCACAUUACCAAGGGGGACCAACACUUUCUAUACCAGGUAUGAAUGAAAGUUCCUUUUUAUCAAAACGUCCUUCUACUUCUGAAGUAAACAGCGUUAAUCCAAAAAAGCCAAAGCCCAGUGAUGGUAUUUCUGGAUUAAAUUCUUCAGCUGUAUUUCCUUCAGUUAAAUCUCUUUCAGUGACAUCUCCCCAGGCUACAUCAUCAAAAGGUACAAAUACCUCAUCACAUCAAUCUAAAAAUGGAACACCUUUUCCAAGAGCUUGUCCAAAGUGCAAUAUUCAUUUUAAUCUUUUGGAUCCUUUGAAAAAUCACAUGAAGUACUGUUGUCCAGACAUGAUAAAUAACUUUUUAGGACUGGCUAAAACAGAAUUUUCAAGUACAGCAAAUAAAAAUAAGGCUGUUGAUUCAGAGAAAGGAAAAUUGAUCAUGUUAGUUAAUGAUUUUUAUUAUGGAAAACAUGAAGGAGAUGUCCAGGAAGAACAGAAGACUCACACAACUUUUAAAUGCUUCAGUUGCUUGAAAAUUCUUAAAAAUAAUAUUAGGUUUAUGAACCACAUGAAACACCAUUUGGAACUUGAGAAGCAGAGCAGUGAGAGCUGGGAAAACCACACCACCUGCCAGCACUGCUAUCGUCAGUUUCCCACACCAUUUCAACUGCAGUGUCACAUUGAAAGCACGCAUACACCCCAUGAAUUUUCUACCAUUUGCAAAAUCUGUGAAUUAUCAUUUGAAACAGAGCAUAUUCUUUUACAGCAUAUGAAGGACAAUCAUAAGCCUGGGGAAAUGCCAUAUAUUUGCCAGGUUUGCAAUUAUAGAUCAUCGUCAUUUUCUGAUGUAGAGACUCAUUUUAGAACAUCCCACGAAAACACUAAGAACUUGCUAUGUCCAUUUUGCCUCAAAGUUAUUAAAAUUGCAACACCCUACAUGCAUCAUUAUAUGAAGCAUCAGAAAAAAGGAAUACAUCGCUGUACAAAAUGCAGACUGCAAUUUUUGACAUGCAAAGAGAAAAUGGAUCAUAAGACUCAACAUCAUAGAACAUUUAUAAAACCUAAACAACUGGAAGGAUUGCCUCCUGGAACAAAAGUUACUAUUCGAGCUUCAGUUGGACCGCUUCAGUCAGGAUCUUCAACUACACCUUCCAUUAGUGCAAGCACUUCUACCCUUCAGCUCUCACCUCCAAGGACUAAAAAUAUAACUGCUAAAAAUCCCACAAAAUCUAACACAAGCAAACCUAAUCCAACUAAAUCCAAUACAAGUAAACCUAAUGCAAGUAAGCCUAAUGGAAGUAAAUCUAAAUAUAAAUCAAAAAUCUCUAAUAUGCAAAAGAAACAAAGCACAUUGGCUAGUAGCAAUAAAAAAAGUAAAGUCAAUACAGCAUUGAGGAACUUAAGGUAUCGUCGGGGAGUUCACAAGUGCAUUGAGUGUUGUUCCGAAAUAAAAGAUUUUGCAAAUCACUUUCCUACGUAUGUCCAUUGUAGUUUUUGCAGAUACAACACUAGCUGUAGCAAAGCCUAUGUAAAUCAUAUGAUGAGCUUUCAUAGUAACCGUCCAAGUAAAAGGUUUUGUAUUUUUAAGAAGCAUUCAGAAGAUCUCAGGGGCAUUACUCUAGUGUGCCUUAAUUGUGAUUUCAUAGCUGAUGUUUCUGGCUUAGAUAAUAUGGCCACACACUUAAGUCAACAUGAAACUCAUACUUGUCAAGUUGUAAUAGAGAAAGUUUCUGUUUGUAUCCCAACUUCUGAACAUCUUUCUGAAUUAAAAAAUGAAGCUCCCACUAAGGAACAAGAACCUGUGUCUGAGGAAAUUGCAAGACCUAAUAUGGCUCAAGGAGAAACAGAAACAUCAAAUUCUGAAAGUAAACAAGAUAAAGCUUCUUCAGAGGAAGAAAAAAAUGGAUGUGAUACAAAUUCAUUUGAAGGCUCAUUAGCAACAAAAAGUGAAGAAAGCAUAACAGCUUCAAAUAAGGAAAAUGAUACCUGUCUCGAAGACCAGAAAACGGGCUUAAAGAAUAUCUUCAGUCAUGAUUCAAAUAUUGAUGCCAGUAAAGUAGAAAAGGAGAAACAAAUAGAGCACAUUUGUCAGGAAACAGAGUUGAAGAUGUGUCAAAGUUCAGGAAACUUAAUUUCAUGUGAUCAGAUUGAAGAUUCCAACUCCAGUGAAGCUAGGUUUUCUUCGAAGAAUAUUAAGGAUUUGCAGUUAACAUCUGGUGAUGUUAGCAUUGAUCAGUUUUUGAGAAAAAGAGAUGAACCUGAAUCUGUUAGUUCUGAUGUUAGUGAGCAAGGCAGUGUUCAUUUAGAACCUUUGACUCCAUCAGAGGUACUUGAGUAUGAAGCCACAGAGAUUCUUCAGAAAGGUAGUGGUGAUCCUUCAGCCAAGACUGAUGACUUAGUAUCUGAUCAAACUGACAGUGUUCCUGGAGAAAAUAGCCGUAGCACAACAGAGACAACAGUAGACCUGGCAGAUGAAAAAGAAAGAAGUUGAAAUUUAGUAGUCAUUCUAAGUUUAGUGUACCAACGGUAAGAACAUUUGCAACAGUGCUAUCAGGUGAGCUCAGAGGUGCUGUUAUGUAGAGUUCAGAAAGAGAAAAAUGUGAAGGAAGUCAUUCAUAUACACUUUACCUGUAUGUUGAACCUAGGUUCUUAAAGAAAUCAAUUCACUGAUAAGAGCAUGAUUUCUGUGGAUUUCCAAGAAGCCUUUAAAACAUAACAGGAUUUUAGUGGAAGUUAAGUUUGCAAUGGAAAAGUCUCAUUUAAUGGUUUGUGAGGAGAACUUGGUGGCCAGUACAAAUUGAUUAUUAGAAUAUCAAUUAUAAUAAUAAAGCUUUUGAAACUUCCAUCAGUCCUAAACUAAAAGAUUUUAUUACCUAUGUAUUCUUUUCAGUUAACUUAAAGGAAGAGAUUUGGAAACCCCACACCUUUUGGGAAUAAUUGAUUAAAAAUAAUGGCUGAUAGGCAUUGUUAAUGAAGGCUUCAUUUUGAGUAUAAUGCUGGUAAAUGGAGCAUGCUUAGAGUGCGAAAUUAAUUGAUCUAAUGAGAAUUUGGAUGAACGUAAAAUUAAUUUUGGAUUUAAUAUAACAUUCCAGACUGUCAGAAGCAUGUAAACAGAAUAUUUGAAUCUGUGUACCUCCAUACAAGUGUUAGCCUGCCAGGCUGUAAACUUACCUUAAUUAAACUUUCAGUGAAAGUGAAAUUAUUAAGAUAAUAAAUUUAUAUUUGUGCUUUUUGUCAGUGUGUAAGCUGUGCAGAAAUCCUUGAUGUGCUAGUUGUAUAAAAUAGAAACCCAUUGUUGAAACUCCUGUAGCUAUUAUGCUUUUAAUAUUGUUUUAAUGAUCUUUAGAAAUAGACCCAUAAAAAUGGUCUGGAAGCCAAACCAAAGUAUGGUAUAAUGUAGAUAUUGUAAAGCAGUAAACUGAAAACAUGUCCUGGCUCAUGCCAUGUUUAAGUGACUUUUUCUUUAAUUGUAAAAUAGAAACUUCAAAUGGGACCUAAAGCAGUGAUGUAAAAAAUUGGUUUGGGAUAUUUAGCCUAAUUUAUCCAUAUCCUAUUUUAUCCAUAAAAUGGCUGCUAAAUUGAUUUUUCAGUUGUUUUUUUAUCAUCUAGAAAAUAAUAGAGAUAGAAAUAAAUAAUAUGAAUAACAGUAGUUUGCUUUAAAGUACUAAAAAAUUUAUUUAAAAUGCUACAUUUUUACUUCUUAAAAUGUGCUUUGAAUUCUUAAGUUUUGUUUCACUGAAUGUUAAACGUUUUAAACGGCUAUUAAAAUUCUGCUGUAUAUAGUAGUUUUUGAGUAAAUAUUUGCAAUAAAAAUCUGUCCCUGAAUAA